GACAUAUACUUUUUCCUGGGAAAAGUAAAUGCUUUGCUUGUAAAUAAUUGACACGAUCAGGCAUUUUUAGAAUGGGAUGCACCUGCCGUGUGAAUCCUCCCGAAGACUUCAUUUGUCCACUCCCACAGAGGGAGAGCUUUCAGUCUGUCAGACAUGUGACUUUGCACAAAACAAGAGAUGGACUUCUAAUAAUAUGAGCUCUCUACUUGAGCGUCAUCAUAUUUAUUUAGGAACAUCAUAAAGAGGACCCCGGAGGAAAAAUAAAAAAAAUUUUUCUUUUGAAGACUGAGGCAUAAAAACAGAGCGCAAUUAUUGAAAUGACUCAGAUACAGUUUUUUUUUCUUUUCUUUUUUUUUUCGGACUCCGGGGGUGGAUUCCGUGUGUUUUGACCCUCUGAAGAUAUACCAGAUCUGUUAAUCCGCUCUUUGGGGAUCUGUUCAUGACUCAUUCUCUUCUCCGGUGCUCCGUCCCGCUCCUCAGCCAGCCGGACUACGGCGCGUCGGGGUGGAGUGGAGGGGAGGACACUUCUUUCUCGGAAACUGAUGAAGUUUUGCGUCUGGCGCGCGUCCAGACUGCACGUCCUGUACUCACAUCCUAAAUAAUCCCCGAGCGUCAGAGUCCUUCUUCUUCUUCUUCUGCUCUGUGACAUAAAAAAAAGAAAAAAGAAAAUGCGAAACCUAAGCAAGGGUGUCUCGGUCGAUGCCCACAAACUCAAACCGAUGACUCCUUCGACGUGUUCACUCUGAGCGCACCUCCGAUCAGGCAUCUGUGACCAUGGCUUCGGCUCUGCCUCUCUACAUCGGAAUGGAGGUGGUGAUCGCCGUGUCCUCGGUCAUCGGCAACGUGAUGGUCGUCUGGGCUGUUCGCAUCAACCGGUCUCUGAGAGACACCACGUUCUGCUUCAUCGUCUCUUUGGCCUUGGCUGACAUUGCGGUCGGGGCUCUUGUCAUCCCGCUGGCCAUAACCAUCAGCAUCGGGCUCCAGACACACUUCUACAGCUGCCUGUUGUUCGCCUGCACGGUGCUCGUCCUGACCCAAAGUUCAAUCCUUGCGCUGCUGGCCAUCGCUAUCGAUCGUUAUCUGAGAGUCAAAAUACCCAUGAGUUACAAGCGAGUGGUGACCCCGUGGCGAGCUGGGACAGCCGUGCUGUUGUGUUGGCUGGUGUCCAUCAUAGUGGGGCUCACUCCGAUGUUUGGCUGGAAUAACCUGCAGUCUCUCCUUAAAAAUGGCACCGUGACCACUGAAGAGCUUGUGGUGACCUGCGAGUUUGAGACAGUCAUCAGCAUGCACUACAUGGUCUACUUUAACUUCUUUGGCUGGGUCCUGCCGCCUCUGCUGCUCAUGCUGGCCAUCUAUGUGGAGAUUUUCUACAUGAUCCAUAAACAGCUCAACAAGAAGGUGACGGCAAGCCACAUGGAUCCCAGGCGAUACUUUGGAAAAGAACUUAAAUUAGCCAAGUCCCUUGCCCUCGUCCUUUUCCUCUUCGCAGUCAGCUGGCUCCCACUUCACAUUCUCAACUGCAUCACCCUCUUCCUCCCGAACUAUGAGAUGUCGAUGUCCCUCCUUUACGUCGCCAUCAUUCUCACCCAUGGCAACUCAGCCGUCAACCCCAUCGUCUACGCUUUCCGCAUCAAGAAAUUCCGCACGGCAUUUCAGAAAAUCUGGAAACAGUACAUGCUGUGUCAGGACCCCAUCGGUCGUCUUCCUCAGCGAGGGAGCCAGAGAGGGCAGAGCCGCGACACGAGGCUCAGGCAGAAUGAUGAUGACGAUGACGAUGUUUGACCUUUGGGAACUAAUUGUGCUAUUGUGUUACUGACAAUUUUUAAAGCAGUUGUUUACAGAAAGUGAGAGACCUGAUGCUCAAGGAACUGCAGAUCCCAGUGACAUUAAGGGUACGGAAAAAGCGGGGCUUUUAUGACCAAUCUCUUGAACUGAAAUCAGUAAGUGCAUAUGUGUAGCACAUGUGGUACUAUAGCGUUGUGAACUGUGUUCGUUGACUGAAACUACAAUUUACGGCCUUCGACAUCUGAAAGAGCUCAAGUCUAUUCAUCUAAAGUCUUUGCUUCAUAACAUGCUUCAUUUUGUGGCCUUAAGGACAAAAAGGAAGUGAGCAUUGGUGAAUAGAAUGACUCUGGUGAACUUUUUGUGACUGAAGGGAAAGCUUCGAAAUGAAGUUUGGUGCUUUAAGAAGGUUUACGAUGUUGGGUGUGUUCUUUGUUGACGUGGGGAAAAAAGAUCCAAUCAGAAUCUUUAGCAAAACUUCUGGUUUUAUUAAUAUCAAAGUAACAUUAAUAAUCAAACUCAUUCCAACUGUGUUAAAAUUUCUUAAAAUUAUCCAUAUUUUGUCACUUCUGUAUUUUUAUUUGUAUUUUUUUAGAAAAACCAUGAGAGUAGAGAAUAACUGAAAAAAUAUGGAAUUUAUUAUUUGGCCUGUCAUUACAGGGAACACAGUUUUUGUAGACAAAAUCUGAGAUUGUGAAAGAUUUGUUUUGCAUGUGGACCAGAUGCCAGGAGACUACUGGAAACAUUAACAUAAUAAAGGUUAGUAAUAAAACGUUAUGACCUUCGACAUCUGAAAGAUCAACUCUUGUAGAUUUCACAAGAGUGAAAUCAUUUAUCUGUGUAUCCCACCUCUGUCACUGCUUUUCCAUUAAACUUCAAAUGUAAGAUAGAAAAGAUU
This is a messenger RNA of Poecilia reticulata (guppy), 2680 nucleotides long. RefSeq names its product adenosine receptor A1-like. The record is from RefSeq and is a predicted model, not a curated record. Lineage: Eukaryota; Metazoa; Chordata; Actinopteri; Cyprinodontiformes; Poeciliidae. Gene Ontology annotation, biological process: G protein-coupled adenosine receptor signaling pathway. Gene Ontology annotation, cellular component: plasma membrane; dendrite; synapse. Gene Ontology annotation, molecular function: G protein-coupled adenosine receptor activity.